CGGGCCCGUGAACGGGUGCCCGAGGUAGCUGGGAAGUUGUGUUCUGUGCUCCCAGUCUCUCUGGGGCCCGGGCCGCCAUCCUGACGUAGCCACCGGGCGCGCCUCGCAAGAGCAGUGCAAGGUAGGAUAGGGCGUCGCCAACGGGACAGCGUCCUGAGGCAGCGCGUUCCCUCCAGGCUGCCGUAGGCGCCGGAGCCGGUGGCCACGUGACUUAGGGCUGCGCCAUGGCGGCCCCGAGGCCACUGUCCCGCUUCUGGGAGUGGGGGAAGAACAUCGUCUGCGUUGGGAGGAACUACGCGGACCACGUCAAGGAGAUGCGCAGCGCGUUGCCCAGCGAGCCCGUGCUCUUCCUGAAGCCGUCCACCGCUUACGCGCCCGAGGGCACGCCCGUGCUGGUGCCCACCUACUGCCGCACGCUGCACCACGAGCUGGAGCUGGGUGUGCUCAUGGGCAGGCGCGGCCGCGCAGUCCCGGAGGCCGCCGCCAUGGACUACGUGGCCGGCUAUGCCCUGUGCCUGGACAUGACCGCCAGGGAUGUGCAGGACGAGUGCAAGAAGAAGGGGCUACCCUGGACUCUGGCCAAGGGCUUCACGGCCUCCUGCCCUGUCAGCGCCUUCAUCCCCAAAGAGAAGAUCCCUGAUCCUCACGCCCUGAGACUGUGGCUCAAGGUCAAUGGAGAGCUCAGGCAGGAGGGCGAGACAUCCUCCAUGAUCUUUUCCAUUCCCUACAUCAUCAGCUACAUUUCUAAGAUAAUAACCUUAGAAGAAGGAGAUCUUAUCUUGACCGGGACGCCUGAGGGAGUUGGGCCAGUUAAAGAAAAUGAUGAGAUCGAGGCUGGCAUAGACGGGGUGGUCAGUAUGAGGUUUAAGGUGGAAAGGUCAGAAUAUUAAGUACACAGAGCGCCUUCACUUCCUGUCGGGAGAGAAGGGAGCAAGACAAACAAGUAAAGGUUAUUAAAUGUGACUAUCUUUUAAUAGAAACUACUUCUAAAGAAUGAUUCGAUUGAGUUGCUAAACCUCAGUCAAGAAAAAUGGACCCUUUGGAAAAAACAUGAUCUGGAUAAGCUGGGACAGAAUUUGAAACAACCAAAAUAAAGUGAUGCUUUCCACCAGGAGAAUGUAUUGAACCAAACCUUCAGAGGUCUGUUUCCUGAACUGAAUAAGACUUUUCAGUGAGUCUUUCCGGGAUCAGUAGUUCAAGACUUAAUAUCUGCGAAAUCAUGUUCCAAGUUCCUUGGGACUUGACAGUCAUCUAGAGGCAUGUGUGGAAAUAAAAAUUCCCAAAUUUACUGGCCCAUUCCAGACUAGCUGAAUCAACUAAUGGGAUUAAUCUCCAGGGAAGCUUUUUACAGAGCACUCCAACUGAUUCUUAACAGGGAAACAUGAAAAAUACUACUCCUUGUAAUCAGUUAACUUAGUUUUAUUUGUUACUGACCAGUUGAUGAAGACUGCUCCUGUUUACUUUAGGUGUCUAUACUGGUCUAUAGAUUCUGAGUUUGGGAGAUAAUUUUGAAAUUACUGUUUCCAAAUAAAUGUGCUAUAUUUGGUGUA
Messenger RNA from Urocitellus parryii (Arctic ground squirrel), 1550 nucleotides. It is a transcript of the gene Fahd1, whose product is annotated as fumarylacetoacetate hydrolase domain containing 1. The record is from RefSeq and is a predicted model, not a curated record. Lineage: Eukaryota; Metazoa; Chordata; Mammalia; Rodentia; Sciuridae. Gene Ontology annotation, molecular function: acetylpyruvate hydrolase activity. Gene Ontology annotation, cellular component: mitochondrion.